AAAGUAGAAAUGUGCUGCGGUAGAUUAAUACUACUAACUUUCUCACAAUUUCUCAGCUUCCAAACACAACCACUACCUAACUACACAAGCUUGCUCAAAUAAAAAAAAUUACUCCGAUUUGAUCAACACACAGGGAAAGAUAAUAAAAAUAGUUUAAGCUAAUUUGAAGUUAAAACUAACAAAAAAAUGAUCGGAGUUGGCAAGAUCAAGCAGUACUCAAAUGUCCUCGACAAACCCCUCAGCAAGGGUAAACAAGAGGUAAGUUUGAGUGCAUUUGCAUUCUUGUUUUCGGAGCUUGUUCAGUACAAUCAAACACAGGUUGAUAACAUUGCUGAACUAGAAAGAAGGCUAGAGAAUGCAGGCUAUGCAGUUGGAGCUCGGGUCCUUGAACUUCUUUGCCACAGGGAGAAGGGAAAUAGAAGGGAAACUAGAUUGUUGGGUAUUUUGUCUUUUGUUCACAGCACAGUAUGGAAAGUGUUAUUUGGAAAAGUAGCCGACUCCCUUGAGAAAGGCACUGAACAUGAAGAUGAAUACAUGAUCAGUGAGAAGGAGCUUCUGGUAAACAGAUUCAUUUCCAUUCCAAAGGACAUGGGCACAUUUAACUGUGGAGCAUUUGUUGCAGGAAUAGUGAGGGGUGUCUUGGACAGUGCAGGUUUUCCAGCUGUUGUAACAGCUCAUUUUGUACCUAUGGAGGGUCAGCAACGACCUCGGACAACCAUAUUGAUAAAAUUUGCCGAAGAGGUACUAAGAAGAGAAGCGAGGCUCGGUUGAUGUCUCUGCCGAUACUGCAAUGGUUUGUUAGUUUUGUCAAUCUUCUUGAUGAAUACACUGUUAAAUAGUGGAUUCUUCAUCUGAUUUAUGAAACACAUCAGGAUUUUCACCUGCAAAUCAAUCACAUUUGACGCAUGAUUAAGUUACUAAUUUGGUAUUAGCAAUUGCUGUAAAGUGUAUGUACUUCUUACUCCAGUGCUUAAAUGAUGAUACAUUGUUUUGGUUAA
Molecule: messenger RNA, 998 nt
Organism: Mercurialis annua (annual mercury)
Lineage: Eukaryota; Viridiplantae; Streptophyta; Magnoliopsida; Malpighiales; Euphorbiaceae
Exons: 8
Coding region: 187-771 (194 amino acids)
Biological process (GO): endoplasmic reticulum to Golgi vesicle-mediated transport
Cellular component (GO): TRAPPI protein complex; TRAPPIII protein complex; TRAPPII protein complex
Source: RefSeq, a predicted model, not a curated record